GACCCCAGAAUUCAAGAAUGCUUCAGUGUCCGCUUAACCAGUAUUGUAUGGUGUUAUAACGUUUUCAUCUUUGACUUCGAUGUCCUAUUAUUGACAGCAGAAGUCGAGCAAGACUUCCUGCAACAACGAAGAAUUUAACUGUUAUUCGAGAUAGCGUUUGAAUUUGAAUUCAGUAGCUUUUCACGAUAUAGGGCUCUUGAAAUUGCGGAACGAUGGAAAUGUGACGGAAUAUACGUAUUUUUCAUUUUUGAAUUUGUGUGAAUUUUGUUCUGUUUUCUUUAGUUCGUUAGGGACUCUGUGAAUAUGAAAUUCAACAAUGGGAUAACUUAUAUGGUGACAACGAUAUUAUGCCUUGUAUCAGAAGUAAUUUCAAAAAUACCUUCACAAUGUCGAGGUGGAGGUGAUCUAAAAUACCUUUGGGGUGAUGCUCUGUCUGAUAGUCCUGAUUGUUUGGGGCCUAACGAUAUGCCUUAUCCUACUGCCACCAUAGAAAGAUCUCUAAAAAGCAAUGUUUGGGGUGGAAAUCAUAGAAAAGGAAGAUCUCAACAAACGACGAUAGAUCCUUUCGUUACAAGGAAAGCUUUAUUGAAGGCCCACGAACUCAGCAGUGGGGAUGAACAUGAACUCAUUUCUAGGAAAGGGAGAGCAUCAUAUCCUACGUCCACCAAUACUUGCGCUGGAACUCCUUCUAGGCUGUGCAAGACGAGAUACAACACAACAGCUCCGAUGUAUGGUGUUUCUCUUACAUCUGGACAACCUGUUACGAUAGUACAAAAGUUUCCAGAUCUUCUACAACAAGUAGUAUUUGAGGUUUGUGAAAGCAAUGAAUGUGAUGUAGUCAGAGGAGAGUGCACUCAGACCUACGUUCCUUAUCUGUUUUUGGUAAUACCUUUGGGUCCAGUCACACUCACAGGUCAGGAUUACGUUCUGGUGGAAAGUGGAUGUGUCUGCAGACCGAAAUAUGCGACACAAACCAUUCAAGAUUCCAAUCCUUUACCUGCCAUUCCAGUUUUAUAAAAGACGAGGAGUUUUGAUCAAAAAAUUCGGUUUCAACAUUCAAACAAAUGUGUUAAAAUGUAUUGGUUAUGUUGAUUAUAGUGAGAUCUCUCCAAAACAUGUAUGGACAUGUAAAUGUUCGGUUUUGAAAUAUUUAAUAAUGUGAAAAUCUGAUGAAAAUGAUUGAAUUAUCCCAUAGAAAAAGGGAGCUUUUGUCUAGUAGCGAUUAUUAUAAUAUUUAUUUCGAUUAGGUAUGUAGUGUAUUAUUAAUAUUUAUUUUUUUACUUAGAGAAGUAGAGAAUCGAUUUGUCUGAAAUUGUGAUUCAUGUGCUAUUAAAGUUUAUUUAGUGGUA
Messenger RNA from Harmonia axyridis, 1349 nucleotides. RefSeq lists its product as uncharacterized. The transcript is spliced from 5 exons. The record is from RefSeq and is a predicted model, not a curated record. Bases 304 to 1017 code for a protein of 237 amino acids. Lineage: Eukaryota; Metazoa; Arthropoda; Insecta; Coleoptera; Coccinellidae.